UCCCAAGAAUUCAUUCAAUCAACAACAACAAAAUGCAUAAAUUACAAUGGCGAAAUUUUUCCAUCCUCAUCAUUAUAAUGAUAUUUUUAUCCAUAUCAAUUUUCCAUAUUCCGGUUAUUCGAUGCUAUGAAAAAACCAUCCAAGAUAUUGCCAAAAAAUUCGGUAUACAAAUGCUUAAUAUUGGUUAUGAAAAAACUUGUUUUGCCAAAAUAAGCGAGAAUUUCCAGAAACAUCGUUCCGAAGUUAAACAAAUUGAUGCAUCUAAAUUAAUGAAUGAUAUGCGACAAGAAUUGAUACAAAUGUUUAGUUUAAAACAAGAAGCAGCUGAAAGGAUUGCAAUAGAAACGGAAAAAUUAGCCGAUAAAUAUGCUUAUCAGAAAAAUGUCGACAAUACUGUCAAUUAUUAUAAUGUUAAACGAAUAUAUGAUGAUCGUUUUGGUGAACCAAAUGUACCGGAUCUUUAUAAUUAUAAAUCAUUAGCCUUAAGUCAUCAUCCUAAUUUUGAAGAUUCAAAAGUUAAUCUUCAACAUAGCGCCAUUCAUGUGCCUAUCAAUGUUUAUGAACAAGCUUCCGAAAUACAAAAUGAAAUACAAUGGACCGAAACAUUAACUGAAACAUUAACAAAUAAUCUUGCUUAUGAUUCAUCACUUUCGUGGCAAUUUUUUUGUUCAGAAAAAGGAUUUUUACGUGAAUAUCCAGCAUUUCAAUGGAAAAUUGCCGGUGAUUCUACAACAAGAUCACCCGAUCUUUAUGAUUGUCGUAUGCGUCAAUGGUAUAUACAAGCGGCUGCAUCACCAAAAGAUAUUGUUGUUUUAUUGGAUACAAGUGGAUCGAUGACUGGUCUACGAAAAAAUAUUGCCCAAAAUGUUGUGUUCAAUAUUCUUGAUACACUUACCGAGGAUGAUUUUGUUCAAGUUUUAAAGUUUACAAACGAAAUAAAAUAUGUUGGCAAAUGUUUUGAUCGUAUGGUACAGGCUACUAAACGAAAUAUUCGGCAAAUGAAAAUUCAAUUGGAAGGUUUCAAAACAUCGGAUAUAGCUAAUUUUACUCUGGGUUUUAUCGAAGCUUUCAAAGUUUUGAAUAAUUUUGAAAAACAGAAAAAAGGUGCUCAAUGUAAUCAAGCGGUAAUGUUGAUAACGGAUGGUGCACCCGAAACAUUUGAACAUGUUUUCCUCAAAUACAAUCAUAAUUCGAAAAUUCGUGUAUUUACCUAUGUAAUUGGACGUGAAGUUACACAGAUACAGGAAGUAUAUUGGAUGGCAUGUAAUAAUCGUGGAUUUUAUGCACAAGUUGCAAAUCUUGCCGAAGUUCGUGAACAAGUUCAACAAUAUAUUCCAGUUAUGAGUCGACCGAUAGUAUUAUCAGCUAAACGGAUUUUUACAUGGACACCUGUUUAUGCACCAGUUUCGGAAAUUCAACUAACCGAUUGGAUAUGGGAAGAAAGAGUAAAAGCAAUGAAAAUGAAAUUUCUUAAACAAAUGCAACAACAAUCGAUACCGAUACUCGAAGAAGAAGAUGAUGAUGAUGUAGAGAAAAAAGUGAAUGAAACUUAUGUUACCGAAGUAAUUGUUGAUGAAGAUCUUCCAUUAUCAGCGGCAGCAGCAUCACAUUUACCGAAAACCGUCAAUAACAUCCAUAUGGAUAAUAUUGUUGAUAUUGAUGUUCUUCGUUUAAGACGUUCAAAUAUUGAACAUGAAAUGGCAAGAUUACCCGAAAGAAAAAAGAAAAUACCAUUACGAGUAACAUUAUCGACUCCUGUGUUCAAUCAUCGUAAAUAUAUUAAUAUUACACGAAAAAUUUUGGUUAAAAAUGUUUACAAAGAUUCGGAUCCAGAACCGAUACGUAUCGCUCAACUACAUGGUGUAGCCGGUAUUGAUGUUCCGAUACGUGAAAUUGAAAAAACUGCUUCUUCUUAUCAGCUCGGUGUUAAUGGAUAUUCAUUCAUGUUGACCAACAAUGGCAAAGUACUUUAUCAUCCGGAUUUUCGACCAAUCUUUCAAGAUAUGCUGAAACCAUAUUAUACAUCGAUUGAUUUGAAUGAAGUUGAAAUUUCCAAUCAAACAUCCGAAUUAAGGUGGAUGGAUCCGAUCAUAAAUACCGUCCGAAAUGAAAUGAUUGAAGGAAUUAUAGGCCAUCAAAAAAUAUUCAUAAAAACACAUCUGGAUUAUAUGAAACGACCAGUGUUCAAAUUGCAACAUUAUUUUUAUGGAAAAAUCGAUAAUACACCAUUUAGUUUUGCAAUUGUUUUGCCCGAACCAUAUGGUUCUUAUCGAUUUAAAGGUCAAAUCGAUCUAAAAAGUGAAUCAAAACGAGAAAAUUUUACUAGAUUUUUCGAAGGAAAUAAUUGGCGUAUUCAUCCGGAUUGGAUUUAUUGUGAAAAUCCACAUAAACUAUCCGGAAUUGUGCCUCAAACACCGGAAGAUGCUAUAUUACAAUUUCUUAAUUAUGAUCUAGCUACGAAUUCAUUUGUAUUUAAAACUUCUAAAACUCCAAUGCCACGUCGUUAUGAUAAUGUUACAUGUGACAAGGAUCUAAUUCAAAGUUUAAUAUUUGAUGCCAAAAUGACACAUACAUUUGAAGAAUGUAGUAAAUUUAGUUUACAAUUUAAUCAACAAGAUCAAAAAACCAUCGAUAUUGCCAGCGUAUUUGUAUCGACAAGAAGUGGAAUAACAAGAUUCAAAACUGUUGAUGAUAAUUAUAUUGAUAAUAAAACGGAUAAUGAUCUAUUUACUCGAUCAAUCGAUGAAGUUUAUUAUCGUAGAGCUGUCGAUUUUUAUUAUAAUGAUAGUAAAGCAUUUGUAUAUUCAAUACCGUUUGAAGCCGGUUAUAAAGAACCAAAUUUUUUGGUCACUUCUAGUCAUGCUAUAUUUGUUGGUAGCGGUAAAAUGAGUGCACCGGUGGCUGUUGUCGGAGUACAAUAUAAUUAUUCAUCAUUUUAUUCAACAUUUUUCAAAAUUGCCGAUCAUUAUAAAUUGAAUUGUUUGUCGGAUGAAAUCAAUUGUUUUGUAUUGGAUAAUAAUGGAUUCAUUAUUAUCAGUGAUAUUUAUAAACAUGCUGGACUUUUUCUCAGUGAAAUUAAUGAUGAUCUAUUCCAGAAUAUGGUUCGUGAACGAAUAUAUAGACGAAUAAAACUAUUUGAUUAUCAAGCUAUCUGUAUUCGAACAACACCGUUUUCAACAUCAACGUCGAAUUGGCUUCAAACACCAUGGAAUCAUUUUAGACAAAUUCUUUCCUGGUUUGCAACCAAUCUUAUCACCUAUUUUACAUUAUUAUUCAACAACUAUUCAUUUGCUUUGGAUAACCAUAUAGCGAUGAGUAUGGAGGAGACGGAUUACGAAACCGAUUCAUUCGAUAUAAAAUUCAACAAAAGUAAUCCAAAACCAUGCGAUAAAGAACUAAGUCUAUAUGAAUUGAUUAGCUUUAGUAAUCAAACGCGUAAAUAUUCCUAUACAUGUGAGCCAGGCAUAUGUACAAGAACAUAUUAUGUACAAAAUAUUCCACAUUCAAAUCUUAUUCUGUUGGUUCUUUUGAAAACAUGUCAUUGUUUUGAAAAAUCAGUUCGUUUUGAACCGAGAGACAUUGAUGAUCUUACUGAAGAUGAAUCCUGCAAAACGUUUCGUGCGGAACAAUUUCGUAAAGGACCAGAUGUAUGUUACAAAGAACAUGAACAGGAAGAAGAAAUUAAAUAUUGUGGUAAAGCUACAAUGUUACAACAAUCAUUUGUAUUGAAUUUAUUGUUGAUUUUCCCAUUGUUUUUCCGGCAUUUAUUAUUGCCAGAAUUGUAUUUAUUUUGAUCAUCAUCACUUGUUUUGAUUUAGUUUCAGGUGUGGUUCUUAAAAAUGUUGUUUAUAUUGAGUGA
Messenger RNA from Dermatophagoides pteronyssinus (European house dust mite), 3859 nucleotides. RefSeq names its product voltage-dependent calcium channel subunit alpha-2/delta-3-like. Gene Ontology annotation, cellular component: voltage-gated calcium channel complex. Gene Ontology annotation, molecular function: voltage-gated calcium channel activity. The record is from RefSeq and is a predicted model, not a curated record. Lineage: Eukaryota; Metazoa; Arthropoda; Arachnida; Sarcoptiformes; Pyroglyphidae.